AGCACCUAAUACUCGACAACAUGAUGCCCGGAAUGCAAGGGCUGCCGCGGGGGCAAGUAGCAAGAUGGUUACUCCACUGAAGAUUCAUUCGGUUUUGCCAACAACUAAUACUCAAAAACCAGAUGCCCUGAAUGCACGUUCUGCCACGGCGAUGAGUACGAAUCGCAUUACUCCACUGGCAUCACGAAAUGCCGGGGACAAUAGCAAGACGGUUACUCCAAUGAAUAUUCAUUUGGCUUCGCCAACACCUAAUACUCGACAACAGGAUGCCCUGAAUGCACGGGCUGCAACGGCUAGUGGUAUGCCUGCGAGUGGAAGGAAACUAUCCACAACAGAGAAGGAGAAACAAAGCCCGGCAUCUUCUACUGAUCAACCUAGACGUCAUGCCCCAUCAUCAUCAGCGAGCAAUAGGAAUGGGCAGUCAUCAACAAGCAGCAGUCAAAGGGGGCAUGCGGAGUGUCAUGGUGCCGGAAAACCGAAGUCUGCAGGAACAAAAUACAAGUGAACUCUAUAGUAUCUUGCUUAUGGAUGGCAAACUAUGAUGCGUGUAGCAGUUCAAUCGUCCGAUCUUCAUUGUACUCUCUGAUAAAUUGGUUGUAAUUUAGUCGCUACGUAAGUGGAACCAAGAGAAAUAUAUGAAUCUGUUACAUGUAGCGGUUUGUAAUUGCCUCUCAACAGAUUUGCACAAUGCGCCUAGUCCAUAUUUAUGUUUUGUGUAUUGAGUUCACAUAUAUUGUAUUUGGGAUUUGGGGUUGCACUAAUAAGUAUUUGAGAUUGUGUAACUCGCAAACAUUGUACAUUUAUCUUAAAGUAUUUUACCAUGUAUGUUAAGGAAUGAAAGGUGUUCUGCCA
This is a messenger RNA of Triticum dicoccoides, 852 nucleotides long. RefSeq lists its product as uncharacterized. NCBI's taxonomy places the organism in Eukaryota, Viridiplantae, Streptophyta, Magnoliopsida, Poales, Poaceae. The record is from RefSeq and is a predicted model, not a curated record. The coding region runs from base 65 to 505 and encodes 146 amino acids. The transcript is spliced from 7 exons.